CGCAGCAAUCGCUGACUUGAUUCCCACCCAUUUCCGUUCGUAUUCUCCCUCUUCUCUGCAACCAAUGAACAAAACCGCCAUGAGUUCACCGGAGACAGACAACAUUCCGGUCGAGGUGACCUCCAUACUCGAUUAUCUUGUAGCCUACCACUACGAUCAGCUCCGCUCCAUUGCGCUCUCUCCGGACCUUAAGUUCCACUAUCCUCUCUUUAUCGAGUUUGCGGAGCUUUUGGAUGUCGAUCCUGCACUUGCCUAUAACGUCUACUACAAACCUGAUAAAUACUUUAGAUUCUUCGAUUAUGCGCUCUUUUAGCUCAGAAAGAAGUAUUAAAGGAUUCCAUUUUUC
Molecule: messenger RNA, 346 nt
Organism: Rubroshorea leprosula
Lineage: Eukaryota; Viridiplantae; Streptophyta; Magnoliopsida; Malvales; Dipterocarpaceae
Source: the annotation of a GenBank genome assembly